UGGUCCCGAAGGCAACUCUAUCGUCAUUCCUAGCAGAAGGACCGAAUCCAUAAUAGCUUCCUGAUCAUCACGGGCAAAUAAUACCCAGAACCCACCUAGCACGGAGACCUGUCACAAUGACCACCCUGGUGCCCAAGCCCCCAUGCCCUGAGGCCGAGAUCUUCACAAAGGUCGGCCUGCAAUCGCAGGUCCUCGUCCCCGCCGACCCGGACUAUGAUGCCCGCGAGGACAGCUACUGGUCGAACAGCGCCAAGCUCAAGCCCGCAUGCAUUGUCCGGCCCCGGUCUGCCGAGGAGGUCGCCACAGCCGUCAAGGCCCUCGUCGCCGCCGGCCAGAAGUUCGCCGUCCGCAGCGGCGGCCACACCAACUGGGCCGGCGCGAAUAACAUCGCCGGCGGUGUCACCGUCGACCUCAGCCUGCUCAACGCCACCGCCUUCGACGCCGCCUCGGAGACGGCCACAAUCGGGCCCGGCGCCCGGUGGCGCGAGGUCUACGCCGAGCUGCACAAGCACGGCCGCGCUGUGGCCGGCGGCCGCGAGGGCAACGUCGGCGUCGCGGGCCUGCUGCUGGGCGGCGGCAACACCUUCUUCACCGCGCGGCAGGGGUUCGCGUGCGACAACGUCGUCUCCUACGAGGUCGUGCUGGCCGACGGGCGCAUCGUCACCGCCGACAAGGACAACCACGCCGACCUGUUCCGCGCGCUCAAGGGCGGGUCCAGCAACUUCGGAAUUGUCACGAGCUUCCGCAUGACCGCCAUCAAGUGCGACCGCGUGUGGGGCGGCAUGACAUUCUUCCCCAAGCAGGUCAUACCCGGCGCCAUCGACGCGCUGACCAGCUUCAUUGACAAUGUGCCCGGCGACAUCGACAGCAACCUUGUGUGCAUCUUCACCCACAUGCCCGAUUUCAAGGACGUCGUCAUCGCCACCCUGUACGCCAACGUCGGCGGCGUCGAGAAGGCACCUGCCUACGAGAAGUGGCUCGCCCUGCCCGAGAUGCUCAACACUAUCAAGAUGACCAGCGUCUCCGAGAUGGCGUUUGAGUAUAACAUCCCCUCUCACUACCACAACAUCUGGUUCACAGCCAGCUUCAAGAACGACCCCCGCAUCAUCACCAAGGCAUCCUCGCUCCACGACGCCCUCGUCGCAUCCCUCAAGACCCUCAUCCCCUCGGGCGACUUCAUCACGCAGUGCCUCUUCCAGCCGCUUCCGCGCCUGUACGCGGCGCGGUCCGUGGCCGCCGGCGGCAACGCCAUGGGCGUGGAGCGGCACGCGCACGACGGCGUGCUCUUCCUCGCCGUGGCCAUGGUGCGCACGCCCGAGCAGGAGGCCGCCGCGCGCCCGCUCGUCGCGGACUGGGUGCGCGCCGUGCGGGACUUCGCGUCCACCAUCGAGGGUGGGAAUCUGGAGUGGGAGUACCUCAACUAUGCGGAUGCGAGCCAGGACCCGCUUGCUAGCUAUGGAGUGGAGAAUGUGAGGUUCCUGAAGGAGGUUGCUGUGAAGUAUGACCCGCAAGAGGUGUUCCAGAAGCUGGUCCCGGGUGGGUUCAAGAUCUCGGAGGUUAAGAUUUGAGUGGGACUGCUGCGUGGCUAUGGGAGUGUGGGCUG
Messenger RNA from Phialemonium atrogriseum, 1603 nucleotides. Its product is annotated as 6-hydroxy-D-nicotine oxidase. Gene Ontology annotation, molecular function: FAD binding. The transcript has 2 exons. Lineage: Eukaryota; Fungi; Ascomycota; Sordariomycetes; Cephalothecales; Cephalothecaceae. The coding region runs from base 117 to 1568 and encodes 483 amino acids. The record is from RefSeq and is a predicted model, not a curated record.